Messenger RNA from Tarenaya hassleriana, 3376 nucleotides. RefSeq names its product DEAD-box ATP-dependent RNA helicase 42-like. The transcript has 2 exons. Gene Ontology annotation, molecular function: ATP binding; nucleic acid binding; RNA helicase activity. The record is from RefSeq and is a predicted model, not a curated record. Gene Ontology annotation, biological process: mRNA splicing, via spliceosome. NCBI's taxonomy places the organism in Eukaryota, Viridiplantae, Streptophyta, Magnoliopsida, Brassicales, Cleomaceae. Gene Ontology annotation, cellular component: nucleus. Bases 71 to 2740 code for a protein of 889 amino acids.
UACUGAAAAGAAAGAAGAGAAAACAAGAGAAGAAGAAUUGGAGGAUGAGCAGAAGAAAUUGGAUGAGGAGAUGGAAAAACGGAGGAGAAGAGUACAAGAGUGGCAAGAGUUGAGGAGGAAAACGGAGGAAUCUGAGAGAGAAAAGCAAGGUGACGGGAAUGAUAAUGCACCCCAGGCCGGUAAGGCAUGGACUCUUGAAGGAGAAUCUGACGAUGAAGAAGCUCCUACAGAGGAAAAACCCGAAACAGAAAUGGACAUUGAUGGAGACACCAAACCUGGAGAUGUUGGAGAUGCCAUGUUGGUGGACUCUGAGAAUGGAACAGCUGCUGCCUCUCAAGGUGGAGGUGAUGGAUCAGAUGCUGAAGAGGAAAUUGAUCCUUUAGAUGCUUUUAUGAAUUCUAUGGUACUCCCUGAGGUUAAGAAGCUUAGCAAUACUGCCCCUCUCCCAAUAAUUGAAGAUGGUAAUGCGGACACUAAGAGAAAUGGCAAUCCAAAUGGUGAACAAUCGAAGAAAGGUUCUAAUAAGGCACUUGGUAGGAUUAUCCAAGGGGAAGAUUCUGAUUCUGAUUACGGAGAACCUGAGAAUGAGGAGGAGGAUCCGGCUUUAGAUGAAGACGAUGAGGAUUUCAUGAAGAGGGUAAAGAAGACAAAAGCAGAGAAACUAUCCCUCGUUGACCAUUCAAAGAUUGACUACGAACCUUUCCGGAAAAACUUUUAUACCGAAGUGAAGGAGAUAUCUAGGAUGACCCAAGAAGAAGUUAACGCUUACAGGAAGGAAUUGGAGUUAAAGGUACAUGGGAAGGAUGUGCCACGACCUGUGAAGUUCUGGCACCAGACUGGGCUUACCAGUAAAAUCCUGGAUACCAUAAAGAAGUUUAAUUUUGAAAAGCCUAUGCCUAUCCAGACACAGGCACUUCCGGUUAUAAUGAGCGGCCGAGACUGCAUUGGGAUUGCAAAAACUGGGUCAGGAAAAACCCUGGCUUUCGUAUUGCCAAUGAUCAGGCAUAUCAAAGAUCAGCCUCCUGUGGUUGCAGGGGAUGGGCCGAUCGGGCUCGUGAUGGCACCUACCAGGGAACUUGUCCAGCAGAUUCACAGUGAUAUCAAGAAGUUUACCAAGGUAAUGGGUAUAAGAUGCGUGCCUGUAUAUGGAGGAUCUGGGGUUGCCCAGCAAAUCAGUGAACUUAAGCGAGGGACUGAGAUUGUGGUAUGUACUCCUGGCAGGAUGAUUGAUAUUCUUUGCACAAGCGGUGGGAAGAUCACCAAUCUGCGGAGAGUCACCUACUUGGUUAUGGAUGAAGCUGAUCGUAUGUUUGAUAUGGGAUUUGAGCCUCAGAUAACUCGGAUCAUUCAAAACAUUCAACCGGAUAGGCAAACUGUGCUGUUUUCUGCCACUUUUCCACGUCAAGUUGAAGUUCUGGCCCGUAAAGUGUUGAACAAACCUGUAGAAAUACAGGUUGGUGGAAGGAGUGUCGUGAACAAGGACAUAGCUCAAUUAGUGGAAGUGAGGCCUGAGAGUGAAAGGUUUUGGAGGCUUUUAGAACUUCUUGGGGAAUGGUAUGAGAAAGGAAAAAUCUUGAUUUUUGUUCACUCACAGGAAAAAUGUGAUGCCUUGUUUAAGGAUUUGCUUAAACAUGGUUAUCCGUGUCUCUCUCUCCACGGGGCUAAGGAUCAGACUGAUCGUGAAUCCACAAUAUCUGAUUUUAAGAGCAAUGUCUGCAAUUUGUUGAUUGCAACAAGUGUUGCAGCCAGGGGUCUAGAUGUGAAAGAGCUGGAGUUGGUUGUAAACUUUGAUGCUCCAAACCACUACGAAGACUACGUCCACCGUGUUGGCAGGACAGGCAGGGCAGGACGAAAAGGUUGUGCUGUCACAUUUAUCUCUGAGGAUGAUGCAAGAUAUGCUCCGGAUCUCGUCAAGGCUCUGGAACUGUCUGAGCAGCCUGUUCCAGAUGAUCUGAAGGCACUGGCUGAUAGUUUCAUGGCGAAAGUGAAACAGGGUCUCGAGCAAGCCCAUGGAACAGGCUAUGGUGGUAGUGGAUUUAAAUUCAACGAAGAGGAGGAAGAAGUUAGGAAAGCAGCAAAGAAAGCACAAGCAAAGGAGUAUGGUUUCGAGGAAGAUAAAUCCGAUUCAGAAGACGAGGAUGACGUUGUACGAAAGGCGGGUGGUGAUAAUAUCUCACAGCAGACAGCUACUCUUGCUCAGAUAGCCGCCCUAGCUGCCGCUAAAGUUACCGCUCCUGUGACCGCUGGCCAAUUGCUGCCAAACGGGGUCGGGCUUGCUGCUCUGCCCGGUGUCCUUCCGGUUCCUGGUGUGUCCAUUCCCGGGACUGCGAUUCCAGCCAUUCCGAGUGAUGGAGCAGCCCGUGCUGCAGCAAUCGCAGCUGCCAUUAACCUGCAACAUAACCUAGCCAAGAUCCAAGCUGAUGCCAUGCCCGAACAUUACGAAGCGGAAUUGGAAAUCAACGAUUUCCCUCAAAAUGCUCGGUGGAAGGUUACCCACAAAGAAACUCUGGGUCCAAUAUCGGAGUGGACUGGAGCCGCCAUCACUACGAGAGGUCAAUACUUCCCGCCAGGGCGUAUCCCAGGACCAGGGGAUCGCAAGCUCUACCUGUUCAUUGAAGGGCCUACAGAAAAAUCCGUCAAGACAGCCAAGGUUGAACUGAAACGCGUACUUGAAGACAUUACCAAUCAGGCCUUGUCACUUCCCGGCGGAUCACAGCCUGGCAGAUACUCCGUCUUAUAGUGUAAGUUUCAAUCCCUAAUCUGAUUCAGUUGCAUUGCAUUCAUACGAUAUAUUCUAGCAGUUACCGGAUUUUAGUUCUCAUUGCCAUCGGGAUCUUAACUUUCACUCCCAAACAUCCAAAAAAGACGGGAGAGUAGGUGUCUGAAUAAGGGAGGCAAAUCACUGACAACAUUUUUUCCCCAUAAAACUUUUCUUAGAUUAUCGUUGCUAAUUCUUCCCUGUUGAUCAAAUGUCCAGUUCUCCCCUUUUUGAUUUUUUUUUUCUUCUUCUGUAUAUCCCAUCCAUGGUCUCGAGGGAAUCGCGUAUGCGUCAUGCUCGCGAGUGGUGGCUGUCGAAGAGUAUGAAGGUUCCGGUGAAAUCAUAAUCUCCCGAGACCGUCCUCUUGAAGUCAGUCGCUCUUUGUUACGGCCAAAUCUGAGGGGGCCCGUCUCGUCUCGUCUCGUCUCGUCUGGUAUGGUGUUUAACUGUAACUAGACUAGAGGGGUUGUGUUUUUUUUUUCUUUUUUUUUUUUAUUUGGGGCUAAUUGGACGAGAGACUUUACAAGAGGAGUUGUGAUGAAACUGAACAUGUCUUGUUACUUGAUUCUUAUAUAUAUAUCUUUAUAUAUUAAGGAGGAGGAAGGGUUGACACGUGUC